AUGAUGCGACGUCACGAUGACAACGAUGUCCUUGGAGACCUGAACAUCUCUUCGGCCCGUUCUAGUUGCGAUCAUGCACCAGUCUAUCGCAUCCCAACCAGGACUGUCUCGGCUAUUGAACAUCCCAUGGUGAUCAAGGAUCACGACAAGGCUAUCAAGACAUUCGGCAGCAACUUCAACUUCGCCGCCGUUCUUGAUCACGAAAGUGCCCAAUUAUCGGUGCCAUUGUACCCCCGCUACGAUAAUCCUGUGGUGCGGCCCAUCAUAUCUCACAAUGCACCAUCACAUAAUGUACUGCUCAAGAUUGAAGUGCCUCGCAGGACUGGCAGGAAGCGGAAAAGAGGUAGCGACGGCCCUUGGCUCGAGCCAGGGGCUGAGGGAGCAGAGCCACAGCGCAUCUCUGGAGAGUUGAGAUGGUCACGCAUUAUGUCACAGAAAGGGCUUGAUGAGCCCAACAUACUUCAGAGAAAGCUGCAGGACAAUAUCGGCAAGUACAAGGUCGAAGCCGUGGGGCUUAUCAGGAACACGCAUCGAUAUAGAGGUCUGGUCGACUAUCAAUACUCGACAGUGAAUGCUCCGUUUAUGAAUAACAUCAUAGACAAGGUCCUUCCUGGCGACGUCUCCCAAAUGCGCAAAUUCACCAUGGAGCCAGGAACUGCCAAUCCUCCAAACGUAGAAAUCGUGCCACCACCAGUUUUCAGUCACAUGAAUUUGCCCUUCCACUACAACUACGCCCAAAACCCCUACGUCCGCACCGUACACAGAGAGGGCGGCGCAACUACAAUCAACCUCACCGCCCGCGCCAACCAUGCGGGCUAUUUUAUUGCGCACGAUACAUAUCCAGCUCCGAGCGCUCCCUCGCGGAGUCCCAACAUCAAAGAUCCACAGAUGGCUGCUGCUGUAGCUGAACUAAGCUUGGCCUUCGAGGAACGGCCAAUCUGGACGCGGCGCUCACUUACAAAUCGUCUUGCAGCGUCUGCGCGAUCCGGUGAGUUCAGUGAAAAUAUCAUCAAGCAUGCGAUGCCCUUCUUUGCAUAUCAGUUCAAAGGUGGACCGUGGCGUGACGCUGUGGUUCGGUAUGGUGUUGAUCCCCGCACCGACCCGGCAUGCCGAAUAUACCAAACCUUGAUGUUCAAGACCCGCCGUGCCGAAGCAGGUAAUCCAGAUCAGCAAUGGGCUUCCGUCCGCAGAUCUGAGGCUUCGACUCGCAAAUGGCGGAGGGCACCGACCCUUAACGCUGGCGGUCCCAAGAAUGGGGAGAACGAUGCGAACAGCCACAUAUUUGAUGGUCAAACGUUCUGUACCGACGGGAAGGUCUGGCAGGUCUGUGACAUUACAGAUCCCCUGCUGGUCAAGAUUUUUGCCAACGCCCAGGUCCGAUCCGAAUGUGAGGUAUCCGGGAGUGGAUGGUAUCGUCGUGGUCUGUGGGCUAAAGCUCGUGCCAUCAUGAAGUGCAAGAUGCUGGCUAUUGCUUUUGGCAGGACUUUGUCCGAUCAAGAUUUUACUCCAGCUUUGGCUUUGGACGAUGGCACUCCAGAGCCGACCCCCGCAUCGGGCCAGCCGGUCUCAGGCGCAGCAAACGUGCGUCUUGCCCACGUCAAUGUGCCGCUUCCUGAUUUGAAGCUUACGGAAGCGGAGAUGGCCGUCAUCCGCGGCCACGGGCAGUCUCGCUUCAGCACGGCGUCUCGGAAACGUAAAAAGACUAGCCAUGGCUUCUCGUACCGCGUGCCGUUGAUCAACGCGCGCAGUAGUGCCCUCGGCAAGGCCACGACCCUGUCAGGUGGUACAACACCGAGUCAGAUGCCUGCAGGAGACUCGGCCGAGGAUGGAGGUCCGGACACUCCCCUUCGUUCCGUCGAGGAUGUGAUCAAUGAGGAUGACGAUGAAGAGGAUGAUGAAGGUGACGAGGAGGGCGAAGGAGACGAGGAGGGCGAAGGAGACGAGGAUGGUGAGGAUGGCGAGGAUGAAGAUGGUUACUUCUUGGACCGGGAUGAGUUUAGUCGUGAUAAAACAGGUGACCCUACCUCAAAGUCCCCUUUUCCGAAUCCGCAGCGAACGGUGAGGUUUGACCUGCCCAAUCGAGACGACGAGGCUGGGCACGAGAAUGUUGGGCCUGUUCAACGGAACAACACUUUGGGAAGGGGCAUCGAGGAGGUGGGCGCUGGAGCUCAUGAGGAUGACGAAGAGAUCGAGGAGGCAGACGGUUACAUGGGGUCAAACAGAGAGGACCGGGAGUUAUUUGGUGAUGAGUUUGCAACUGACUACGAGGAGGAGCGAGGUUUCAGCAGUGCUGAGGAUUACUGA
Pyricularia pennisetigena is the source of this 2304-nucleotide messenger RNA. RefSeq lists its product as uncharacterized. NCBI's taxonomy places the organism in Eukaryota, Fungi, Ascomycota, Sordariomycetes, Magnaporthales, Pyriculariaceae. Gene Ontology annotation, biological process: transcription initiation at RNA polymerase III promoter. The transcript has 3 exons. Gene Ontology annotation, cellular component: transcription factor TFIIIC complex. The record is from RefSeq and is a predicted model, not a curated record. Bases 1 to 2304 code for a protein of 767 amino acids.